AUCUUAAGCCAGACAAUCCCCAUUACAUAUUUUAUUAUGUGGUAUUGGUAUAACAUUCAGUUUGUGAAUGUAGUUGAACGUUAGGUGGUUAGUGAUUAAUUUUUUUUUGUCUGUUUAAAGUAAUCGAUUUAUGAAAAUAAAUAUGUUUACCAAAAACAUUACUAAUAUGUGGGUGUUAGUUUUGUUUACAGUAUUAGUAGGCUUAGCAAUGGCCCAAAACGAUCCAUACCAAAAACUAAGCGAUCACUGGUUCAACAAAUGCUUUAAUCAAACUCACGAUAUCAAUAAUUUUGAUAAAUUGUAUGCAGACGGUGUGGAAUUUAAAAGGUAUCUAAAAUAUGCUUUCAAAUUCAUCCCCGAAGGAGAGAAAGUAUUUUGUGAUAGAGAACGUUUUAUCCUAGAAAAUAGAAUGAAAGAAUUCGCGAAGGAUUUGAAGCCAUGUUUAGCACAACAAGAAAAAUUUUUGGAAGAUUUCCUUAAUCGGAGUUUUAAAGAACUCCUUCAUUUCUUAUGUCAUAAUGAUGGAGAACAUAUUAAAACUUUCUACAGUUCAAAAGCAGCUGAAUGUCGUACCAAAUUAUCCAAUACUAAUUACCCCAACUUAGAUAACUGUUUUGCAAAAAUAAUCAACCCCACAUCAAGGGUUCUAAUGAAAAAAGACAUUUGCAGUGAUCUUGGAAUAGUAAAGAAAUGCUUCGCAGAGGCGUUGGAAUUCCAGUGUCCUUCUUUUGGAUCCUACAAGAAACUUAAUGAAGAUUUUUUCAGUUACGUUAGCAAACCAUGUUCGGGCUGUGUAUUCAAUAUCAACUCUUUGUUAUUUGCGGCAUCUUUACUAAUCUCGUUAAUGUUCAGUAGAAAAUAAUAUUGUUUCUGUUGGAAACGAAAAUAAUUUCUCGGAAUACUUGCAGUUGCUGCAACUAAAUGUUUAUAUAUUAUAAGUAUUUCCGUUAUCUUACCUCACACCACUGAAAACAACCACUAGUUUGGUGGUAAAUUUGAGAAUCUGUGACCCCAAUAACAAAAAAAUUACAAAAUUGUAAUUGAUUGCUUUAUAAACAAAACAUUUAUUUAACUUUUUUAUUUUUCAAAUGAAAUAUGUUUUAAACUCAGUUUAUGAUCUCUUUUGGUACAACAAUUAUAAUUGUAGCCAGUCUUGUAUUGUUAUUUGAAACAAAUUAUUCUACAAUUUUAUUAAUUACUCAAUUGUUUUGUAUAAAACAACGAUAGGUGGAUUAUUUACAUGGGCGUUAAUAUUCUCAAAUAUCAAUUUACAUGGAAAUGUUUUUAAAUUUUUUUGUAUAUAUUAAUCAUUAUCAAAUCCAUAGGGUUUUUAAAUAUUUCCAAAUAAUAAUAAACACAAAUAUUUUAGUAUAGUGAUAACUAUAAUAUUUUAUUUUUUUAUAUCACAUUAUUUUCACUGUCUUAAGUUGAACUAGGUUCCUCUUUAUGUGAAUCAACUUUUUUUAGUAUUUUGGUGCAAAUUUAGGUCUUAACAUGUUUUACUCAAUAUUAAAAAAUCAAUGUUAUGAGAAGUGGUAUAAUUAGACCUACAUAAAAUAUUUUAUGCUAAAAAUAAUUGUUACAUUUUCCUAAGAAAUAUAUAAGUAGACAGACAUUAUUAAUAUUUAUCGUGACCUUUUACGAAAGAAAAAACAAUUGCUUCUCUUAAUAUGUACUUAGACAAAAAAAUAUUUUUGAAUAAUAGGAGCUGUUAGUUUACUAAACAUUUAUAUUAAACCUCCAAAAUUAAUAAAAUCGUGUUUCAAUAAACAGGUGAAUAUUUGAGGUCAUGUAAGCAAUAAUAUUAUAGAGAUUGCAACAUUUCACAUGCUCUAUGAUUUUGCCGUAUGUUAACCUUAAAAUUCCUAAAAGUUUGUAUAAAUGUAGUAUGUUAAUUAGUCUGCUAUAGAGCAUAAAAAACUUUUAUGAUAGCAAAAUAACGAUCGCUCCUUUCUGAACAUACUGUUUACUACACACUAACAUUGCCUGACACACGUUACAACUACUUUAUCGUUUCCAAAAAUUUUUGUAGCCUCUGAUUGCUGAUUGAUAACUUUGAUCAGUUCAUCAACUCUGGACUCUAAAGAUAAUCAAUUAGAUAUGAUAAAGAGACUUGUGAAGAGCGUGAUGUAAAUUACCCCCCCCCCCCCCGUCGGCACCAAUAGCUCGCAAUUGCAAGGAGAGGCUGUAACUACUGAUUAGUUUCGACGUUAUUACGUCUCAUCAGAGCAGUUUAACAACCCUGCAAUUGCGAGCCCUUGGGAAUGCUGGUGUCGACGGGGGGAUCGAUUGACAUCGCGCUCUUCAGAGGAGUUGUAGUUCAAUAUUCGUCGAGGCAUUGGCCAGGAGGCUAGUUGCUUUCUCGUUUGAAGAACGGCAAAAUGCAUUUUCGAAGAGUUUCGGAGGUGAAUAGUGGAGGUCCUUUCUUUUGAUACGUUUUACACACCUCAUUUACUAUCGGAAUCAACAGUUCGUUCGCGAAAAUGUUAGGAUGUGCACUUACCCGAUCAAUGUACCUGCUGCUGCAAUUUUCGAUUACUUCCUUUACUGACGGUACUUGAAGGUCCAAAUUGGAGUAUAGCAGCCUUGUACAACAGCAGUUUGUUUUACAAAGUCAGUUCAGAUUUACGGCCAAUCAUUCAAUAUAUGUGUGUAAAUUUAAUGCCAAGCUGCUUCCCUUUCAUAAGUAUAUGUUUUUGCCAAGUUAAACGUCUGUCAAGAUGAAUACCCACGUACUUCGUAUCAGUUAACUGGGUUAAUUGUAUAACAUUAAUUGUGAUUAGUGGACAUGGUUCACGUUUCAUUUUGUAAUUCAUAUGAGUGGACUUGACUUCGAAUGUGGCAACUUCGGUAUGAUUGCUUGCUGAAGAAACUUAGGUAUAAAGGAGAUAUAGAGUGGGCCACUUCCUUGAGGAACCACAGCUUUGAUCGAAUACAAUCUUGUGAAUUCAUCUUGCUGUUUUACCAAAAAAUGUCUCUGUGUUAGAAACGAUUUUAGGAUAGGUUAAAAGUAAUGUAGUAACCGUUUUUUAAGUUUAUUAUAUAAGGCUUUCAUGCCAGACUCUAUCAAACUUUUGGCUAACGUGUAGGAAAGCUGCUGAGAGGUAGGAUUUACUUUCCAAAGCUGAAAAUAUAUUUUUCACUACUUUAUGUACCUGUUCAAUAGUGAAAUGGACAGAUCUAAAAUCUAACUGGUGGUCUGGAUAAAUUUAUAUAUGAUAUGGUUGAUUUCAGCAAUGACUCUGAUAUGGAUGAAUUUUUAGAAGGGCUUUCUUUUAGAGUGUUUUCAAUUCAUAGCGUGCAUGUUCUCGCCUACCACCGCGUGAGUUAUUGGGUAAUUAAUUAGAUUUGCUUUGUAGUGGGGGCGACUACAGAAUCGGUUAUAUUAUUCCCUAUAACAGACCAUUUGGUUGAUGAACGGGUUCACCAGGUUACAGGAAAACCAAGAGCACCGACAAGCAACGAGGUGGGGUUUCGGAAGGGGAUUCACCUAAUGGCUAUGGGAUAAAUAUCGAGGUAGGCAAGGUAAUUUUCCGGAAGAUAACUUGGAUGUCAGACAAUGUAAUUGUAAGCUUUAUUGUAGUUAUAGUAAACUAUAUGUUUAGUAUGAAUAUGUCCAACAGUUCCAUACCAUAACUUCCAACUUACAUUACUCAUACCAGUGGUUUGUUUUCUAUUGAAAUGAUUUAUACAAUAUAGAACAUUUAGAUGUUGAUUUAAAUUAUUUAAGAUGGAUUCUCAAAAACUAAGAUACUAGAGGGAAAUCAUUGUUUGAAAAUGUUUAACCCUUAUUAUAUACCGAGAUUAAUUUUUAAAAUAAAUGUAUUUGAUCUUUAACUGAUUAAAUUUUAACUAGAAAUCCGUCGUAAAUGAUUUAAAUUUAAUUUUAUGUAAAUGUUUCAGGUAUUUCAAAUUAUUGGCUUAAUAUUGUGCCUUCAUAUUGUACAUUAAUUAUGAUCAAAUAGAACCCAAUUUAUACAAAUAAAAUUAAUAUUGUGUCCUAUAAAAAAAGUGAUAUGAAGCGUCCAAUUACUUCUUCUUGCCUUAACCUUAAGGUUAGAUGUCAGAUUGGGUCUCCGAGUUCUCCUUUAUUUUAUCAUGUUUUUUUUUGUCUGACAAGUAUUUCUGCCUUUAUUUCGUCCAAUUUACUUGAUCUUGUCAUCUAUUAUCUUCUCGGUAUUAUUUGCUUUUUUCCUUACCUAUACUAUACUUUCUUAACUAUUUUUGGUUGAUUUAUUUGGGUGCACUUAAACUCAAGAAAAUAAUAGACAGUGCCACCGUUACACAGGUAAUCGCUUUCUGAAAUUAAUAUAAUCAAAGCUGUGAAACUUAUCUACAAUAAUUGUUGACUAAUUGGAGAUGGAAAUUUUGCUUUUCCUUAACGUUGUAAAUCACUUGACCAGCUAACUCAAUGAAGCUAUAUGCGAAAAGAAUAUACAAAGAAGUAAUAUGAUAUGAAUGUUGUAACAGCAAUUUAUGAAACGAGAAUCAGAGGAGAAUAAAAAAUAUAUAUUAGGUUUAUAUGGCCAAUAAAUUUAGAAGAGCUAUAGAAAUGGACUUAUCCUAUAGGAGAUGUAAAAUACACAAUUUGAGAUAAUAUGAGAAUCAAAUUUGUUACAUUAAAAACAUAUUAACUUGGCAACUAAUAUAGUACCAUUUUGAGAUAUAGCACCAUGGAAUUUUGAAGAGUGCAUACCAUAAGGAUGUAGAAAAACUUCAAAAAAGCUAAAAUGAAUGACUAAAGAAAGACAUCUCAUGAGGAGAGAGUAAAGAAAAGAUCCCUUGAUAUUAGAAAUUGAACAAUAUAACCUAACACAUGAUGAUAUUGGGAUUUUAAAUUCUUUGAAUUCUGAUUUCGACUGAAAUGAUUUUAUAACUUAAUAUGUGCCAAUGAUAACUCUUUUAUAAAUAUAGUAGUGCCUAAACUAAUUGCUGUGAUAAUGUCAGUAGCUUAAAUAUAUUUUUUGUGAGAUUUUUUAACUGUUAUGUUUAGGAUAUCGAAAAUAUUCAAUACUGUCUAUUCUAAAUGUUCUAUUUUGUAUAUUAUUAUAAUAUUUAGUAUAUAGCAAUCUGAUUACAUUGCAAUAAUUAUUAGUAAAUGUUGCAUGAUAAUUUUUUUGAAUCAUAACUUUGUACAAAUUUUGCCAAAUUUCGAAUAUCUGCCAAAUUUACAAGUUUGUAAGAAAGCACACAUACCUUAACUUUAUAUGAGACAAAAAAUAGUUGCUUAGAAUUAUUCUGGUUGUUUUUCAACAAUUUAUCAGUAGAUUGAUUAUAUUUGAAUAUAUUUACUAAUCCAAAUUUUUAUAUCUUGAGAAAAUCUACUGCGCGUCGGCGAUAACGGCCAACCCCAAAAAUUUGCGAAAUUAUUCAAAUUUUUACAUGUAGUUUAUCACUGCAGUAGUCGCAUCUCUAUAUGGUGCAUAAGUAGUCGCAUAUCAAGAUGCCUUUUCUAUUUUGUCCAAUUAUACUCUCAAUACUACUUUAAAAUUAUAGAAAAUUGGUAAAAUGGUUGAAAUAAUUAAAUCUCAAGUCCAGAAUGUUUAUUAAAAAGCUUUGUGAAGAAAUAUAAAAAUAUAACAAUAAGCAAACAUGUUGAAUGUAUAAAAUAAUGAAGAGAGAGGUGAUUACAAAAAAUAUUGUAUAAAACAUUUCACAGACAAAAUAAAAAUUAAUAUAAAGUAUAAAGACUUUUAUGUCUAUACAUUUUAUUUACAUUGCAAACUGAUUAUCAAUAAUUUUUUUUUCGUAAAAAAAAUGUAUCAGUCUUUUUCGCGACUAUACCUAUCAGCACAAAUAAAGGAACAAUGUGCACUUAAGCAUAAAUGUCGCCCACAAUUUUUACAUCUGUACUGGGUAUACCUUUUUUUUCUAUCUUUUUGAUAUGGUGCACACCGUUUACGAAAAGUAGUUUCUGUUGCAUCUUCGUUUGUUUGAACAGUAGAAGUAGUAUCAUCUGAUAAGAUCUCCUGCAAUCAGCUCAACAUUGCAGGGGGAGGAGUAAGUAUUUUUCUUCCCUUCUGAAGCUAUUCUUCUAGGAAUUCUCUGCCCAGUCUUCGUAGAAAAAGUUCCCUAACUGGUAUCUCAUUUCCAUUCUCUAAAAAUAUUACUUGGGCAUUGACGCCAGCUAUAUUUAGUAAGGAGAAAAAAAUCACCAUAGGCCAACGUGAUACAUUAUAACUGGAGCACAUCUUGUCUAAGAUAUCUACACCAACCUUUGUUUUAUUAUAUAAACACAUAAGCUUAUAGAAUCCGCAUCAUUCAGGAAGCAUGUAUCAGAACUAUAAACAGUAUUUCUCAAUUGUAUUCCAAGCUGUUGCCAGGGAAAAUUAUAAAUUUAUAACAAUAGAUGUGGGAGCAUAUGGGAAAGAAAGUGAUGGUGGUAUUUUCUUGCAAAAAACUUGAAAAAGAGCGAUGGCUGUUAAAACAUAACGUGCUAUACCGGGAACAGAUAUAAAAGUAUCUCAUUUUCUACUGGGAGAUGAAGCUUAUCAACUCAAAACCCAUUUAAUGAGAUCUUACCCGGUAUCAAAACUAGGACCCACAUAAAUGAUUUAUUAUGAAUUAUGAGUAGCAAAUGGAGAUUGUUACAAAAAUCGAUUGAAGUAAAUCCUGACUGUUGAUAAACUAAUUAAAUGCAUAUACCUGUUGCAAGAUUAUAAUUGCUAGAGAAAGAGAACAACAGGUAGCUGGUGCCUUCAAUCAAAUUUCCAAGGAAACCGAUUCACAAACAGCAAAUUAUGGCACCCUAGGUGAAAACAGAACCGACAGCUCAGCUUAUAAUAUCAGAGAUAAAAUUAAAGCUUACUUUUCAUUUCAGUAACUGAAUAAUUCAUCACUCCAAACAUUUGAUUCACUUCCAUAACAUUUAUGCAUUUGUGAACAAAUCUCAUUAUGUUGAUAAAAAAGGCGUUAAUUUAAUUUAUUUCAGUUAGUUGUCCGUACCAUUAGCGUUUACUUCACCUGCUACUUCUUGCCACAAUUUUCUUUGUAUGUCCCUCAUGUGAUAGGGUUUAUCACUCAUAUCCCACAAAGGUUUUCUGUCAUUAACCAAGCUGAUUAAUUUCUCUACUUCCAUUUUUAGGCUAGAACGUAAUAACAAUCGUCAGAAUAAUUGCGAAAUAUCCCAGUUUGGCGGAUACAUCACAUGAUUUUGUCCGAAAUCGGACGAAUGAUUCCGACGCUAAGUACGACAAUUCAAUUACAAGAAAUUGUAUUAUUCGCAGUUAUUCGUACGAUUUCAGACGAAAGCAUUUCGGAUGAAAACGCAUUUAAAGGACGUCCGACCUAAUUCUCCUGACAAAAAUCACGUAUCUAUCGAUACCAACAAGAAACUCCUGUUACCAUAUGUUUGCUACCAAAGCACUUAUCAAAAUCUUUCGAUUUGUUGACGACUUUAUGUUAUCUAUAAUGACAACAUCACAAGGGGAGCUUACAAAUUUACUUCUUAUUUUCUUAGAUUAUUUUGAUGUGCUUUAAUUAAAAUAAUACCUUAAAUUUUCAAAUAAACUUUAUGUUAUACUACGUUUUAAAUGUUAUAUGAUUAGGUCUCGCAUCUACAAGAAUUUGUAUUAAAAAUACUAUAAGAGAAUUGAAAUAGCAAAAUAAAAUAAUCAACAUAAUUCUCUGAAUGAUUCUCUAAUUUUUUAUCUAAUUAUAAAUUAAAAAACUUUUUCGACCGGAUAAUAUUUACAACUAUUUUUAUUUCUUUUACUAAUAUAUUAUCCAAUGUAAAUGAUUAAAAAUAAUUCAUCAUUUGAUUUGAUUGAAUGAAAUAUUUUUUGUUUAUUACAGCUUUCAUUUUAAAAGCGACAUUGUAAAAUAUAUUAAGCUCAUACGAACAGUUGUUAAAGAGUGAAAAUAAUUAGUGUAUAUAAAGAGCCUUACCGUUGGUAUAAGCUUAAUGUAUUUAGUAAUUAAAACCUCAAAUCAUUUUAGUACUUAACCAAAUUCGUGUGUCAAAAUCUUUGCUAAAAUUUUCCAAAUGCAGCUAUGAGAUUAUUUCUGGUACUACUAUACUUGUAUUUUUUAUACCUAUAUACAAGAAUAUUUUGUAUUGCAUACAGAGUAUAAUUACCUCUUAAAUGUUAUUGAGCUUUUGCAGGAUUGUACAUAUUUUUAUCAUUAAAACAUAUAUGUAUGUAUAUGAUUAAUUUAAUAAAAUAUUUAUGCUCCUUA
Diorhabda carinulata is the source of this 8178-nucleotide messenger RNA. RefSeq lists its product as uncharacterized. The coding region runs from base 131 to 862 and encodes 243 amino acids. The record is from RefSeq and is a predicted model, not a curated record. NCBI's taxonomy places the organism in Eukaryota, Metazoa, Arthropoda, Insecta, Coleoptera, Chrysomelidae. The transcript is spliced from 4 exons.